AAACAAUUUUAUUUUUUGUUCAAUUUGUCUAAAAUUUUUCAAUUCUGCCUUAGUUAUAUGGUAAUAAAAUUCGAAUAAGCACUCAGAUAUCAAAAUUGGGCUUACUUGGACAACUAAAGCCAGCAUCAGUUUGUUUUUAAUGGAAAAUCAUCAAAAUUAUUGUUGAGAAUGGAAACAAUAUAUUACGGCCAACAAAGAAAUCGUUGCUGCGUGCCCCCAAUUCUGUACUAUGAUGAAUUAAGUCCCCAGGCUCGCAGUUGUUGCAUGCUUAUACGGCUAUUGAAUAUCGAUGUAGAUUUGCGUUUUUCCCCGGGCGGGGAACUUUGUGAAAAUCGUAGUCAGAUAAAUCCUGGUGGCAUCGAUCCCAUUUUGAUUGAUGGCAAAAUUACUCUAAGCGAUGGUCACACAAUAAUGAUGUAUUUGUGUGAUAAAUAUGCCUCAGAAUGUUUACCCCACUUGUGGCCCAGUGAUUAUUUCCUACGCUUGGAGCUGCUUAAUAUGAUGUUCUAUGAGGCCGGCGUCUUAAAUCAGCUACACAGACAAAUAAUGUCGGACAUACUUGUGGACAAAUAUCCCAAUGUAGAUAUGCGGAAAUAUCAUCGUAAGGUGGAGGAGUGCUACAAUAUUUUGGAUGCGUAUUUAGAGGGCCAUAUAUUUUUGGUGGGAAAUUGCUUAACCAUUGCAGAUUUUUCAACCAUCACCACUUUGGGAUCGUUAGAUAUGAUAUUUCCAAUCGACAGUGAACAUAGACCAAAUUUAACUCGUUGGUACGAAAAUUUAAAGAAUAUGGAUUGCUAUAAAUGCAAUUUGGAGGGUAUUGAAAGGCAAUAUGAUCUUUUGGAAACAAUUGGCGAAUUUCCAUUUGCCCCAGAUAUAGCAUUAUUACCGUCAUGCAGCGGAAGAAAUACAACUAUUCGGCACUCAAAACAACUUUUAAAUGAUGUUCUAUUCCCAACACCCGAAGAACGGCAACGCAUGGAAAAAUCAAUUCAGGCCCAGCGUAAAAGCGAAGAGGAAGCAAAACAAAUUGGUGUCGAUAGGGAAACAUCAAGAAGACGUGGUCUUUCUAAAACAGCCGCGUCCAAUGUUAAAAGAAAUAGCAUACAAAAAUGUAUCUUAAGUCCUGAGAUUGCAAGUUAUAGUCAAUCAAAAAAAUCUGCUUCUUUAGCUUGUGGAAAUUCAAAUGACUAUGAUAAAGAUUCUAAGUCUAAAAUUAACAAACCUCGUAACCAACAACGAACUAACGAUGUCUCUCACCCAACAUCCACGGAAUGGCAAGCCGCAGAUAGAUUUAUCCAUGCACAAAUAGAUGACGAAGAAACAUUAAAGGCAAGGGAAAUGAGCAAGGAAUUUUCAAAAAGAUCUAAUAUUGCUAGAACAUUAACUAAUAGAAUAUCAGUUCAGCAGGCAGUUAACACAAAAUCAAAGUUAGUGGCAAACAAAGACCUUUCUCCAACAGGAGACGAAUGUCAAAAAAUUCCUCAAUGUGAAAGGAAUAAGGAAACACAACAAAGUAAACAAUUUAGUAAACAUUUAGCCUAUGAUCAUAUAAAGAGAGUAUCCAAAGAUGAUCCGAAUUCAGAACGUUGUAAUAAAGGUCGAGAAAAUAGGGUUAGAGCCCUAAAUAAUAUCCCCUACAAUCUAAAAUCGGAAAUAAAUAACCUAUGUUCACAAGAAGUAAGAAAUAAUAUUCCAUUUUGUCAGAGAGAUGAGAGGGAAACGCUCGCCCAACCCAAUUCUUGCCGAUGCUCAAACAAAUUUAAUGAAGUUGCUAGAAAUUCUAAAUCAGCGCUUACAAAUCUUUUUGUUAAUCUCAAUGGUGAAAACGAAGAUGUCUACGAAAAAUCAAAUAAUCAGGCAAGACAAAUAACUUCAGAAAAUUCGUCCAUGUUAAGGACACCCUACCCAAAAAGAAACAUAUGUAACUGUAGGAACAAUGGAAACCAUAAAUCUAAGGAUGAGGUUAGACAAUUAAAUACAAAUAAUUGGAACAACUGUAUAGAAACCAAAAAAUUCUGUUAUGAUCAAAAUGAUACAACAAAAACUUAUCCAAAGCAUUCAUCUGAUCAAUCUAAAAGAGAAAAGAUUAAAUGUAUAGAAUUCGAGUGUGUAAACGAUAAGAAAAUCUAUCGUUGUUGUGCUAGACGAUUUUCGAAUACCGAUCCUUGUCCAAACAUCCAAUGUACAUGUUGUCCAAUUUCAAAAGAAAGUUGUUUAGAAAACUCCAAAGAAGUUGAAAACGAUGAAAAUAAACUCAGUUCAAAUCCAUUUUCCUCUAGUCAAGACACAAAUUGCAUGGUUGAAAAAGAAUUGGCAAACGAAUGCCAUGGUUUUGGCUCUAAAGAACAACUAGGUACUAUAGAAUCCUUUCAUUCGACAGUGGAAAGAGCUGAACGCAAAUGUUUCUAUGAUGGUUAUACUGAGGAAGUUGAUGACACUUGUGACAAUAAAAGAAAUUCAUUGGCCGAAAGUGAUAAAGGUUGCAGCAGUUACGGGGAAAAUCUACCAUCAAUUGAUGAAUGUGAUUACACAUUAGAAGAUUCAUCUUGUCUUUCUGAAGAUGACGAAAAGAUACACAAUGCGGAUAUUCAGUCUUGCAGUGAAUCAAUAGACUUAUCUGAUGAUUCAAUAUUUUGCAAUAACACAAAUUCGAAUCUUAUCAGCGAAAGCUUGUGUUCAGAAAUUCAGUCUGCAGAAGAAGAUGAGGACAAUUUCUCCUGCAAUUACUCUGAAGAUAGUCAGCUUAUUGAGUAUGAAAACUGUUCUGAUGAUAGCGAAUGCAGUAAUUUUCAAAAUAUAUCUGAAGAAGAGCAAACUUUACUCGAUAACAUCCCUGAGGACAUUGUUGGGAAAACAAGGAAAUCAUGUUGUGUUGGCGUGGAAGCAACGAUUUGUCACUGUGCCAUAGUAGAAAAUGCCAUUAUUCGUUGUUGUUGUUACACUGAAAAUAAAGUUGUUGAAGAUUGCACCGCACCUCAAGACACAAAACCUAUUUCCUCUAGUGCAACUCGAAAGUACCAGUGCAACAACUCAGUACUAAAUGAGGAAUUUAAGCUUCAUACUCCAAGUGCGGAGACAACAUUGGAUGAAUGCCGUAUUUCGCAAGGUGAGGAAAUCCACUCUUUACCAUCUUCUAGAUCCGCAGAUGAUCCUCUUAAAAUAUCAGCUGCAAGAAUAAGUGACAUAGGGGUUGAGGUGGUAGCAAGUUCACAACAUCUUUCAAGUGAUGGGGAAGAUAUUUCUACAAAUGAGGAACAAGAAAAACCUGCAAAUUCAAAGAGUUAUCGGGUGCCUUCACUGCUAAGUAAUACUCCACAGAAAGGGGACCAAUCUAAGCGAAUAACACAACUAAGAACUCCAACCGUUCUUAAUGAAUCUGGAAAUAAGUAUGAAGACAGCAUAAAUAAGGAGAACCAUUCAUAUCUUAGAUCUAGAAAAGAAGAUGAAAGAAAAUCUUCGUUGCUAACGAACUAUGAUGCACAAAAUUCUCAGCUCGUCAAUCAAAAUAGACAUAAGGAAUCCAUUGCUGUGACUUCGCUCAAACCUCUAGAUUUGUUGAAGGAGAGGCAAGAUUAUCAAACUCAAAUCGAUGAAUAUUCCCUAGAAGUAAUGCCUGAAGAAACAAACCUUGAAAGUAAGGUUGCCUCAGAGAGCGCGAAUGAAACGCAGAUGUAUAAUGAAAGAAAAGUUAAAUCGCCGUCACCAUCGAGAGCUGAGAAUUUAAUGGAAGUGGAAUCAUGGGCUAAUGAAUCUGCUGAAAAUUCUUACAAAAUGCUACCAGGAUUAGUUAAAGAACGCGAAGAGCUAUCUGAUUUGAAAAGAGAGGAGCCACAGAGAGAAGACCCAGCCAAAUUUGAUAAAAAUUUAAAACCAUUAAAAAAAUUUAAAGCAACUAUUGCUGAAAAUAAGCCUAAGGACCCAAUUGUAUUGAAACAACCUAAAAAAUUUUCGAAACUGACUCCAAAAAAUAUCAACGGCAGUAAACAAAAAGUAAAUCAGCCAACACUGAACACCAACACUGAAGGAAAAAGAACUUCCGCCCAAAUUGGGAGAAGGGUUUCAAGCAAACAGACCAAGGAGGGAAAAACAGAAUGCAUUGUUAAAACAAAAAAUUCUGGUUCUACUAAAAGCCAUUCCAUAAUUACUCGAAAUUCCACAAAUCUCUCUGGUAAUGAAAUGACAGAUCAACCUAGAAGUGGAGCAAAUAUGGCUAAGUCUGAUAAUAAAGCAGCCAUACGAAAAGCGCAACAACUUGUCGUGGAUAAGGGAAACAUGGUAAUGAAAUCUAAGAGAAAUCAAUGUUCCUCAAACUUCAUAGAUAAAUCCAACAUUUUUAAAAAACCGCUCAUUUCCAAGGAGGGAAUCCAUAGUGUACGUCGCGAGAUAUGUGCUAUAGAAACAUGUACUCCAAGAACCAUUAACACAAUUGAUGAGUGCAGGAUUAAAGACGAAUCUAUUAUAAGGCAGCCAUGUCGAUGUCACAACUUUUGCCAUAAUCACACAUAUAUGUCGAACUUUGAUUGUGGAACUCAUAGAGUUCACCAUAGAAACUAUGAUGGUCAAUGUAAGAAUCCUUGUGCUCAAACUGACCACAAUAAUGUGCCCAGCUGCAGUACAAACAUUAAACAUGGAUGCAUAGAAGCUCAAGACGAGGGGGAAAUCCCAUAAUAACCUAGGAAAGACAGUUUGCGGGAAGCCUAUAGAGGCACGAUAGAUAUUACUAAUAUUUAUUGAAAGGACUAAAAAUCCAUUUAAAAUUAUGGGGAAAAAAUUAAAAGUGUAUUUUGGCUUUAACAUUAAUUUUAUUAACAUAAAUAACCAAAAUUUAAGUCAAAUCUUCA
This is a messenger RNA of Stomoxys calcitrans (stable fly), 4841 nucleotides long. RefSeq lists its product as uncharacterized. Gene Ontology annotation, biological process: glutathione metabolic process. The transcript has 7 exons. Gene Ontology annotation, molecular function: glutathione transferase activity. Bases 169 to 4668 code for a protein of 1499 amino acids. Lineage: Eukaryota; Metazoa; Arthropoda; Insecta; Diptera; Muscidae. The record is from RefSeq and is a predicted model, not a curated record.